GUGGCAGAGUGCCCGUUGCCACGACAGUAUAGCGUAAGGCGGCACGUGACGCGACGCAACGCGACGCGACGUGCUACGUCUGUCGAAUUGUCGGUUUUCCCGAAAAAAAAAGAGCUCCUUUCUCGCGGGGAGACAAAAAAGUACGAGCCGACCUCGCGGGUGUGCGUUCACGCGGAAAAAUAAUGAGUGUUCGCGAGCGUCGGUCACUCGGAUCACUUAUGAAAGCUUGGUGGACGCGUUAAAAAAAUCAGAGUGCCACCUGGAGGGGCCUUCGCCGAUUUAGCGGGAUUGGAAUUCGAGUCUGGACCCUUCCAGGUCGCAUCGGCAUGGCGGGCAUAGCGGCCGCCGGUCUCGAGGUGCACGAGGCGGGCCGGGCGUUGCGCGUGCAAACGGAAGCACCGCAUCUCGUCUCCAUGGGAAGCGGACGACUGUCGACGGCCGUGACUUUGCAUCCUCUGCCCGAAGGUAAGAUCACAUUGGGAUCAAACCGAGAUGCGGAUAUUUUGGUGGCCGGCACCGGCGUCGAGCCCGUACAUUGCGCGAUCGAGAACAAUAGCGGCGUGGUCACUCUUCAUCCCAUAAAUGGAAACACGUCUGUCGAUGGUGUAUUGAUAAAUUCGCCGGUGAAACUCGCGCAAGGUUGCAUGCUAUCAAUAGGUCGAUCGACCUACAUGCGCUUCAAUCAUCCGGCCGAAGCGAAGCAUCUACGAUCCGUCUUUCCCCACUCGAGAAUCUCAAUGGCGCCGAUAAGCUUCGCCCUGCCUGACAACCAGCCGCAGGAGAAUCAUCACUUGGAGAGAAAGCCGCCGGUCGCGCCGCGGAAAUCACCCAGGAACUCUUGCUCCGACGAUGAGAUUGGUUUUCUAGGCAAGCUGACCAAGUUCGAAAUGCUGUCGAAGCAGAACAGAACCAACUGCGUCUCGCCGAAGGUCUUCCCCGCCGGUGCUCUCACGACAAACGUGCCGGCCGACCAGAUCCUUGGUCACUCGCGAUCGUCGAGUCUCGUGUCCUUGACGAAAUGUUCGGCGAACGGUGGCAGCGCCGGCAACAACGGAAAUAUCGACUGCGCCUCGCAAAACUCGACGGCUCACCACGACGAGGCUCGCCAACGAUCGGACGCGCGACUCGGAACGCCGACUCGGUUGAACGCGACCGAUUUGCAGUGCCAGAAUCACAAUCAGAUCAGAAUGUACACGGCGGAAACGUACCUGAAGGCGUGCAAGCCGUAUUAUCGCGAAAGCAACAAUAGAAACGCGAGAUCGCCGUCUUUUGGAAUGGCGGCUCCGAAAAUCGUCGCCGCGCAGAGCGGCGAUCUAAUGUCUCAAAGUAUGAUCUGCCAGAGUUCAAACGAGUUCGAUCAUCUUGCCGACCAGAGUUUCGAUAUGAGCCAGAGUCUGAUCGUCACGAAAACCACCACCACGGAGUUUCUACAGCUGGAGAAGUACGGAUCGAAUCCCAGUAUCGACGGAGACGCUAACGCUGGCGUCGCGAGGGGGCCCAUCGCUUACGGUUUCGGCUCGAAUCCGAAUAUCAAGCGAAUCCAGCCACCGAGCCCGGCGUUCAAUCGCAAUCCGAGAUACAGCGAACAAAAGAGAGUUUACGCGAGGGUUAAGAGCCCUACGCCGAGCGUCGGCAGCAAUUGCUCCCUCGAGGAGUUGCGGGAAAGGCAGGCCGACGCGGAGAACAAACGCAGGGAGGCGGAGACGAAGCGGAAACAAGCACAGGAAGAGAGGUUGAGGGAGCAAGAGGUCGAGAGGCAGGAGAAAAUGAGACUCGAGGAGAUCUUGGCGAUGUGCGCUGAAUACGAAAGACAAAGCACUGUCGAAAAGCCGAGGCAGCCCAACCGGAUUAUAACAAACGGAUCUCUUCCACGGGACAAGAGAAUUCUCGGCUACACCUCUCCUUUCGACAGUCCGAAAAGCCCGUCGAAAAACCAACCGCAUUUUUCCUUCGACGCCGGCAAGCAGUGGGGCGGUGCUUCGUACGAGAACGUGUGUGCGCAAAAUUCGAAAAUCACUUUCCAAAAUGGCAGCUCGCCCGUCACUCGCAAGGAUCAGUCCGCUCAAGUCGAAAAUCAUUCGCAUGCCGUUCCCGUGGGAUCGCCACGCGCCACCACGCCGAACGGUAACAAAUCGGCAAAGUACUCUAAUGCUCACGGUAGCAGCCACAGUUUCUCGGGCUCGAUCUCGCAGGCCCGUAGCGACAAUUACGAGAACGUUAUCGUCGGCGACAGGAGCAACGGAGGCCACCACGCCGACAGAACGGAGAAUUACAUGCAGACUGAUGACGAUACCAAAGGCUCACCGUCCACAUACGGCACGAUUCGACUGAACGGUACGAAAAUUGAAUCGAAACGACAAGCGGCGCAGAAUGGGAGCGCGAGUAUUUACGAAAACAUCGUCGUGCUGUCGCCGACGCGGAACAACAGCCAGAAUCAUUCCAUGCCAAAGAAGAACGGCCAAUUGUCGAACUCGUGCGAGAUGAUAGAGAACAAGCUGGCCAUAUCGAACGAUGAUCUCCUCGAAGCGAUCGAACAGCUGUCCAUGCUCUCCAAGUCCAAAGAUGUCUGCGUGACGCCUAAGCGAAACAAUUCCGAGAAGGACAACGCCAAGUCCAACGAGGCGAAGGCCGACAAGGAGAGGAAGCAGCUGGAGGAGGAAGACAGGAAGAAGUACAUAGAGUUCCUGCAGAACGAGAAGCUGCACAUUCUCGGCAACAUGGACGUUCUGAAAAGGAGCGUCGCCGAAAUUGAAAUCCAAGAGGAAGAGAUCAAUAGAGAGCUCGAAUUGGAGAAAGCGCUUUUAUCCGCGGAAUAUGAAUCGGAAUCCCUGAAGCUCUCGCAGGAUGAAGGCGAGAAGAUAAGGGUGCAAAUGCGAAUAAACGAUCUGGAGAGAGAAAUGGCAGAGGACAACGCGACUCAUUCGAAUUUACAAGCUGAGGCAAAGCAACGCGUGCAAAGAGCGCAGCAAAUUUGCGCUCGAUUGGACGAACAAUUGAACAGUUGCGCGGAUGAGACCGCGCAGCAGGAUAUUGCCAACAAAUUAGCAGCGCAGCAAGACGUCCUCGAGAGCGAAAGGAAAUCUUUCGAAGACUUGGAGUUUCAUCAUCUCGAGGAAGAGGCGAGCAAAUUGGCCACGAGAGAAGAGCUGCAGAGAUAUUUGAGCGAGCUUACGAGCAAGAUCGAAAGCAGAAAAUUGCAAAUGAGUCACUUGGAAUCGCAGCGGUCCGAGGCGAAGAAUACGGCGACCAAAGAAGCUAGAUGUCUCGAGAGACAGAAACUGGGACAUUUGAAGCGAUUGGAAGAAGCUCGAAAUCGGGUACGAGAAAUAAACGAGGAGCUCGACUAUCUAGCGCAAAAUUCUGCCGAGUGUUCCGACGAGAAACGCUCUCCGAGCAGAGAGGACUUUGACAGAAUCUCUAGAGUGACCACUGAUUCCCCUAUUGUAAACAAUCAAGGUAGUUUGGGAAGGAAGACGAUUGAGUCCUUGAAAGAAAUCGAGAGAAACCGGCAGCUUCACUUAGCCAAACAAGGGAGUCAAGUAAUCUCGGAGGAAAGGCGCAGAGUCGAAGAAUUAAAGAGGCGCGUGCAGGAUGAAGUCCGCUCGCAGUGGGAAGAGAGAAAAAUGAACUGUGCGUCUUUCAACAGCAUUGAAUCCGGCGAAGAGUCUUCCAGUUAUUCCACCGGACCGACAGAAUGUGGUAGCGGAAGCAGCGACGGCGCGGAAGGCGGAAACGGCGAAAAAUUAUCCCCCAGCAAGUUUUCGGAAGUUACUUCACCCAGCCCGGGACCAUCAAAUCAUUCUUAUAGUUUGCUUCAAAAUGAUAACAUGAGAGACGACAGGAGAACAUCGAUGGAAGGUGAGAGACUUAGCGACAAUAGCGGCGGGGGCGGAGGCGGUGGUAUCAUCGAUGGAAACAGUAGUCGCCCCCUUUCUCAGACAUCCAGCGAGAUGGACACUCUUGGACCACUGCAACCUGUUAAACAUCGCGAAAAGGCAAAACUCCAGAGGCCACUCACGAGAUAUCUUCCCAUCAAAUCGGAAUCUCUAGAUCUAAGGCAUCACAUAGAAACUGCCGGGCAUCAGUUGCCUCUGAUUUAUGAUGUUACGGUCGACACGACAAGUUGCAGUGGCUAUUUAUCGAAGAUGAGCAAAAAAUUCCACCAUUGGAACAAGCGAUGGUUCGUAUUUGAUCGCAAGCGGAAGACGCUGUCUUAUUACAGCGACAACACGUCCAGAAAGGCCCGCGGCGUAAUUUAUUUCCAGUCAAUCGAAGAAGUUUAUUUGGACCAUAUGAAUACCGUCCGAUCGCCGCACCCUUCUCUCACCUUCAUCGUCAAGACUUCAUCUAGACUCUACCAUCUCAUGGCACCCAGCCCAGAAGCUAUGCGUGUUUGGGUCGACGUUGUAUUCACAGGAGCAGAAGGAUAUCACGAAUUCGACCACGGUGUUUGAUAACAAAUCAUUUAUGAAGCGAACCGAAUUUAUUGUCCACAAUCGAAUUCUCGAAUUCGAUGAACAAGGAUAUAGCGAUUUCUGGUCCUUGACAAUUUUAAUGAGAUUCUUAUGUGAAGAAGUACAUCUAAAAUAAGGACAGUUUUUCGACUAAAAACGAAAUAGGAAUCGAGAAUAGAUUAUUUUUCUGGAUUCUAAUAUAUCUUAAGGGGAGAAGUUUAAAUAAUUUUGCUGUAAUAUAGGAAACUUGUCUCCGUAUUAGGCAUGUCUUUAUAUUAAAAAGCAUUUUUACGUAUGAUAUCUUACGUAUGAUAUCUCGUGAGGGACAUGCAUACUUUAACUUGAAGAAGAAAGAAGAAGAAAAUUUGAGGAUUGAACCGCUUUUGAAAUAAGAAAAGCAGCUGAGUUCGAAAAAAUGCGUAAGCUAUUUAUAUAAUAAGAAAUACUUUAGUAAAUAUUGGAUAUUGUAAAUUUCAAAGUUUAAACUAAUCAAUACUUUAUACAAUUUAUGCAAUAACGAAUUAAAAUUAUUUUUUAUUUCUGGCCUAUUUUGUAUUUUCGGCCGAUAUUUUAAUCCGGGAUCACUUUUGCGAGAAUGCCAUACGCUUAUCCGCGAUAGCGAAAGAACUCUGCAAGAAAGAAUUGAAUGAAAAGAUACUGGUAGUUAUUCAUUCUGUUAAUUAUCUUAUCUUAAUAAUCAUAGAGAUCAAAAUUCUCAAGAUUAAUUUUGCAGGAUGAAGUGUUUUAAUUCGUCAAUACUUUGCAGAAAAGCGGCGGAUCUCGACACAAGAUAUUUGAAAAAUUAUUUCAAUUUUCAGUAUUUGAAGUGUGUAUAAGUUAAAAUAACUUGUAGUAUUUAGCAGAUAUUUUUCAAAAUUAUUAAACUAUUGCAAUCAUCUUUGUUUUACAUCUUGAAAAAUAUACAAAUUUUCUGAAUUGUAAAAAUAUAUAUAAUAUAGAAUGUAUAUUUUUGAUAAAAUAAAUAGAUGAGAAAGAUAAUUUAUAAAAGAAAUACGAACGGGAAGGCUUGGGAAUUUUAAUCUUGUUGAAAGAAAACGUUGUAUUUUUGGAGUGUUCAAGACAUAAAUCUUAAUCUUUUAAUGUCACUUCAAACACUGAACUCUUUAAGCUAUUUAAAGGAGUGGGCAUUAAUAGUAUGUCAUACGCAAGUAUUAUUCAUUAACAUCUAGAUUAAUUAUAGACGGAUUUUUAUCAGUCUAAGUAGAUAAGUGUUAUUAGGGUUUGUUAAAUUUUAUAAAUACUUCUAAUCUAGUCUUCCAGCCUAUAAAUAUACAAGAUUUGUGGAAAGUUACAGAAUAGUAACCGAAUUAUAAGGAACUUUUACUUUUAAAAAUCUGUAUGCGUUUCAAGAAUGCAGGAAAAAUGCCAAUGCUUGUAAAUAUAACAAGUAAUUAUGUCAGUAUAUUAUGAUGUGUGAAAUUCAUAUUUUGAUAUCAUGCCAUAAAUAUACCAAGGAUUUUAAAUGAAAUAAGACUUUUUACAAUUUUAUAAAGUCGAUAUCUGUCUUAUACUGAUAAUCUUAUUUUACGUAAGUAUUAAAAACAUAGAUAUUCUUAUUACAUUUAUGCAAUGCACAUAUUGAAAUAAAUGCGCACCUGAUCUGGCAUGGAUUUACAAAUAUGUAUAUCGCUAGAACAUUACUUCGUCUAUAUAUCACGUAAAAUUUUUGUUUAAAAAAUUAUGUAAAAAAAUAAACAAUCAAUAAUUAGAUAGUAA
This is a messenger RNA of Linepithema humile (Argentine ant), 6191 nucleotides long. Its product is annotated as pleckstrin homology-like domain family B member 1. The record is from RefSeq and is a predicted model, not a curated record. Gene Ontology annotation, molecular function: protein binding. NCBI's taxonomy places the organism in Eukaryota, Metazoa, Arthropoda, Insecta, Hymenoptera, Formicidae.